AUGAAGCUUACGCUGGGCAUUGCCGCAGCGCUUGUUGGCUGCGCGGCAGCGUCACAGCCCGCCGCCGACGUCUACCUCCUACCGAAUCGCGAAGCCGCGUCUCCUCCGUCCAUCUCCAGCAGCGUCGCCGGACUCAUCACACAGCAGCGAGCGUCCUCCGGCUCAGUCGCCUCCGUCAGCGAGAUCCCAGACAAUGUCGACGCCGAGACGGUGGUUUCGCUCAUGAACCAAUACGGAAGCGUCCGGCCCUCGUUGUUUGAUGAACUCACCGAAGAACCCAAGCAGCUGUUUGUUAUGCUGGAGGGCCUGACGGAAGAGCAGAUCAAGGACACUCGGGCGAAGCUGGAUGUGCAGCCGUCAUUCACUAUUCCUGAAGUUCCUUCUACCGACCGUCUGCGGUGGGCCGCUGGCCUUGACGUCUCUACUAUCUACAAGGGGUCGAAGAAAGAGAAGACGAGCUGUUCGUUUGACGAAAUGAUCAAUCCGUUGGAGGAGCGAUGCUGGAGAGGAAAUUCUUUGAUUGCCGAUUUUGAUGUUCAAAAGAAGCCGGAAAUCCUCAACGACGUGAUCAACAGCUUCUCCCGGCUGGCGUCGCUUGCUGAGAUUGGCGAAAUGCAAGUGACUUUGCUGCUUCUGCCUUCCGUCGGCAAGUCGUCAGGCAAGAAACAGGCGUUGAACCGGCGCCAAGCAGAGCGAGUCAUCUCCUCCUUUCGCAAGACUGCCGCCCCUGCGGUACCGACCUCGCCAGCCAACAAGAACCAGAACAUGCUCGUCUCCAAAACGCCCAUUGCUGCCUGCUUCGACUCCGUGGACAGCUGCGUCUCUGCGACCGGCAACUGCUCUCACCAAGGACAAUGCCUGGACAGGUUCAAGUCGGAUGCUGCUGGUGGCCCCGUCUGCUUUGCGUGCCACUGCUUGAGCACCCGCGAAACAGAUGAUGGACCACUUACCCACUGGGCGGGGCCUACUUGCGCCAAGAAAGAUAUAAGCGUUCCCUUUUGGCUUUUUGCGGGCUUCACGUUGCUUCUGCUGGGAACGAUCUCAUUGGCCGUCACUAUGCUCUACAACGUGGGUGAAGAGAAACUGCCAGGCGUCAUUGGCGCUGGAGUCUCCAAGCUCUGCCAUGUAAUCAUUGGAGCCAACGCCUCAUGUAUCAUACAGAUGUAUUCAAUAGCGGUUUGUUUUUGCUUUGACACAUCCGCGCGAUCAACCACUAACAGCUCGAAAGCCGAGCGGCCAAAACUGCCCACGGCGAAAUGGGGAGCUGCCUGUGCUCCGUGUGCGGCGGCAAAGGCGAAGUGUAUACGGUCCAACGAUGCUUCGGGAGCUAAAUGCGACAGGUGUGAGAGGCUGUUGAAAGAGUGCAGCAACCAGAUCCAUCGACCUCGAAAGAAGAGACAAGCAAAGCCCUCCCGAACAUCACAGAUCGAAGAGCGACUGAAUGGCCUUGUGAGCCUUCUCAAAGCCUCUGGGGAAAUAUCUGAAACCCGACACCAUCCCUCUUCCCACCAAGGCGACUGCAACGAAGACCCGAGAACGGAAGUCUCCUCUGACCGCCCAUCGCCCUACUCGAGCUCCUCCAGUGCGAUUCCCAGCAUCUCUAACCAGGCCAAUACUUGGAUAAUCGACCCGUCAUACAACUCCUUUACUCCGAAAUCAUGCAUCUGCCAUCCAGAUACCAUGGAGGCGCCACCACCUCCCGAAUCGGACGAGGUCCUCCUUGAUUUUUACCGAAAGAAUCUCCAGCCGGUUCAUCCCUUCGUCAUCAUACCGCCCAAUGUCUCGGCGGCCGUCCUAGCGGCAAGAAGGCCGUUUCUUAUGGCCGCCAUUCGAAUGGUCAGCUCGUUUCGAAGCAUCAGGUCGAUGAGGGCGCAGAUGUAUCAUCUGAUGAAGCAUAUUGCAGACCACAUGCUCAUCCGCUCAGAAAAGUCCCUGGACCUGCUCUUGGGAAUCAUCGUCAUGCUGGGAUAUCAACAGUACCACUGCUGUCUCCAUGGACAGCUCAACAACUUGAUAACAUUGGCCGGCAGUUUGAUUGGCGACAUGGGACUGUCUAAGCCCCCGGGUCUGCACGAACGAACGCGGUUAAUGGUCGUGCGUCCACCGGAGCCGCACGGCCGAAGUAACGAAGAGAGGAGAGCGUUCGCAGGGGCUUGGUACUGGGCAUCAGUAAUAUCCAUGAACUUCCAGCGAGUAGAACCGAUGCGCUACAAUGGCUACCUUCAGGAGUGCAUUCGACAUCUCGAAGAAAACCCGGAAUACGACACCGACAUUUCUCUCGUGUAUCUCGUCAAGAUACAGCGGUUGACCGAGCGCAUUGCCGAGCUCAACUCGAGAGAUCGAGCCUCGGAAGAACUUUCUUCUGUUCCUUCAGCUCCUGUGUCGGCUUAUAUCCACGCAUUUCAGAACGAGCUUAACCACAUCCGCAAUUCUAUGCCGAAACAUUUGCAGGAGGACAGUCAGCUUCGAUUAUAUGAGCCUCCCGUCAUCGACAAGAACUUGGUCCGCUCCUUAUCCAAGUCGCUCUCCUCCGUCCCAAUGACUACGGACUCACCCCUUGACAAGAUCUACCAGUCCAGUGCCGCUUUGACAACAUGGUUCAACUCCUGGCUCUCUCUUCCCAUGUCAACCUACUACUUUCAGACUACGGCAGUUGGCUCGCACCUCGUUUACGCUCUUGUCAUGUUGGCCCGCUGGGCACGGCUGGCGACUCCCAGAGCAAUGUAUGAGGGAAAGACAACAAUGCCAGACGACCCAAGUGCAAAUAACCCCAAUGUCGCCUUGUAUAACUCGGACAUGGCCAACGCGCAGUACGAUCCUAGGAUGAUGCAAGACAAGUGUGGCAUGCCCCAGGGACACAUGCCACGACGACCCGAUCUAGAAGACCCCGACCUGGCAGCUGCCGUGGCCAUCUUGCGUACACAGCUGCAGACGCAGCCAGGCCUCAUGAUUAACAUUCCAGAGAUUCUCUCUGCCAUCUCCAGCCGCUUUGAGCAUGCCAACGCGACGUUUCAGCUAUGCUCUGCAGACACAGAACGGGUCAAUAAGAAUGUCUGGAUGAUGACAGCGCUCAAAGUCCGCAUUGCACGCGCAAAACUGGAGAAGUGGGCGGAACUUGUGGCUCAAGGAGCAGAAACCAUGAAUCUGGAAAGUCGUACCGAAGCCGACGAGAGAUUGGCGGAUUGGCAGGCGGCGAUGCACAUACCGCAAACCGAAUGUGCCGGGCUGGAUGACAUGGGCCUCUUUGCCGAUGAUAGCUUACAGGAGCCGCAGAUUGAGAACAGUUGGGGGAACAUGGCGCACAGCUCGUGGACUACCGAUUUGCUAUCCGGGUUCGAUCCCAACGGAUGGUUCGAUGGCUAUGUGGAUUGGAACACAAUGCCGAUGCACGCUACGACCUCUGCAGAACGAUGA
Molecule: messenger RNA, 3414 nt
Organism: Trichoderma citrinoviride
Lineage: Eukaryota; Fungi; Ascomycota; Sordariomycetes; Hypocreales; Hypocreaceae
Exons: 8
Coding region: 1-3414 (1137 amino acids)
Biological process (GO): regulation of DNA-templated transcription
Cellular component (GO): endoplasmic reticulum
Molecular function (GO): DNA-binding transcription factor activity, RNA polymerase II-specific; zinc ion binding
Source: RefSeq, a predicted model, not a curated record